CAGUCGAGUUGGUGCGACACCAUAAUACCCUUGCCUAAGCGGUAAGCAGGUACAGCCCAGCGUUUGCCAAAUUGGGAAUCCUGAGUCGAGAGUUGUGUCGCUAAACAUAUAAAUUCAAUAUCGGGUCGCUUCUUGAGUUCCCAAGGGUUGUUUCCAUUUACCUGUACUCUCGUCAAAUUUUCCACAACCAACAAUGUCGUUCUUCAGGACUGACGGUGUCGCUGUCGUUACAGGAGCGGCCGGUGGUAUUGGCCUGGCGGCUGCCAAUGCCUUUGCUGAAGCUGGCGCGGCCGCCGUAAUCUUCACGGACAUCCAAGAAGAUAAAGUGAAGGCCAAUGCGGAGGAGAGCAAAAGCUUUGCCUCCAAUUCCGACUACAAGACCGCCGCUUAUUAUAUGGAUGUGACGGAUCCGAAAAGCGUCGACGAUGUGAUCGCCAGAGUUGUUACGGAGUUUGGGAGGAUUGACUAUCUCGUGAACAGCGCCGGCGUCGACACUGAGCGCUAUGUCCCUGUGCCGGAGAAUGACAUGGAGGACUACGACAGAGUUAUGGCAGUGAACACCAAGGGUAUACUUAUUACUUCCCGAGCCGUCAUCAAGGUCAUGGAGAAGCAAGAGCCGCGUACGUUCACCAAGAGGAAUGGAACUAUUCGGGGUCUUGGUCGUGGAGUCAUAGUCAAUGUCACUUCUGUGCUUUCCUUCGCUGCGCAGCCGGGGAAGGUAGCGUACAUCACGUCGAAGCAUGCCGCGAUUGGCAUGACCAAAUCUCUUGCAAUGGACGUUGCUUCCAAGGGAAUCCGUGUCAACGCUAUCUGCCCCGGUUGGGUCAACACACCUAUGCACCACACAGAACUCCAGAAAAUCCCCCAGAUCAUCGAGUUCAUCAAGCGCGCAGUGCCAAUCGGUAGAGUUGCGGAGCCAGAGGAGAUCGGAGAGAACGUCGUGGCUCUGUGCAGUCCCGCCGGAACUUACAUCAAUGGGGCUCCGAUCAUCAUUGACGCAGGUUUAACCCUCACGGUGAACUUGUAGAUAGCGUCAGGCAGGCAGUCAACAAUUUAAAUGACAGGGACGCGAUCUAUAAUUUCACCCGAAUAUUUUGGGGGAAAUAGAAAGCUAUGCCUCUGGAAUCUCCGGUGAGCCAUUCCCACUGGCCGGGAGCUUCUGGGGAAUAUGACAUUUGGAAUUUGCAUACAUACAUAUGAAGCUCAAGCAAACCUUUUGGAAAGACUAUACAUGUCUUCAGGAACCGUCAAGCAAAUUUCAUCACAUG
Molecule: messenger RNA, 1268 nt
Organism: Westerdykella ornata
Lineage: Eukaryota; Fungi; Ascomycota; Dothideomycetes; Pleosporales; Sporormiaceae
Product: oxidoreductase
Exons: 4
Coding region: 194-1027 (277 amino acids)
Source: RefSeq, a predicted model, not a curated record